AGGAAAGGAAUGUAGAGGAAGACUCACCUGGGAGCUUGCAGGAAUACCGUGUUGCGCUCUGAAAACUUGAAAAGAAGAUGAAGGAAUUCCGAAGUAGUUUUCUCAGAUUCGUAGUUGCGCAAAAUAUAAUUUGACGGAGAUACAAUGUACACAUCCGAACGCAGGCGAAUGAGCCUGCACGAGAUCAAAAGAAAGGAUCCUGUUAGAGUUUCGGCUGGAAGUCUAUGGCAGGACCCGUUGGCAAUUGAACUCAGUAACACCUCCUCGGGUAAAAAUAUAAUUUCGCCUCGAAGUCGGACGAGGGCACUGGCUGUUGUCUACAUUGUCGUUGAACAUGCUUCAGUACCUCAAACAGAAGAAAAUCUUUCUCUGAAAUGCCUUACAGAGGCGUGCGCUGACACACAUGCUGUGUUGAAAACUAUUCCUUUUGAUAGAAUAGCACUGGGGACAACUGAUGUUUUGGACAACUUUUACAACGCAGAUGUUGCAGUGGUGGAGAUGAGUGAAUCAUUUUGUCAGCCCUCCCUUUUCUACCACCUGGGCGUGAGGGAGAGUUUCAAUAUGACGAACAACAUCAUUCUGUAUUGUAAUAAGCAGGAGAAUGACCUGCAACCCCUCAAGGAGCAAUGUGGGAGCUACACCUUCAUCCCAUACAUGGUGUCCCCCCAGGGGAAGGUGUUUGCCAGUGAUGCUUCCACCAUGAAGGGGAUCCAGGACCUCAUGCAGCCCAGCUUCAAACUGGAACCACUGCUCACUCCUCUGGUGGACAGACUGGUCCAGAUGCUGGAGAAUGUCCAAAUCCAUUCCAGUGAGUACUUCCGGGAGUCGAUCCGACGGGAGAUCCGUCUGGCCCGUGAGCGCUUCACGGGCCAGGAGCUGAGUCAGGAGCUGGGUCACAUCCAGAAUAGGCUGGACACUGUGGAGCUCCUAACCCCCGACAUUGUCAUCAACUUGCUGCUCUCCUACAGGGAUGUCCAGGACUACGAUGCCAUAAUUAAACUGGUGGAAACCCUGAAUACCCUCCCGUCGUGUCAAGUUGCUGCUCAGCAAAACAUUCAGUUUCAUUACAUAUUUGCACUCAACAGGAGGAAUCGCCCAGGCGACCGUGCCAAGGCCCUGGCAGUCAUUCUGCCCAUUGUGGAGUCAGGGAACAAGGUGGCAUCUGACGUGCACUGUUUGUGUGGACGCGUCUACAAAGACAUGUUCAUGAGCUCGGGAUUCACCAACAAAUUCAGUCGGGACCAGGCCUGCUACUGGUAUGGGCGAGCGUUUGAGGCUGAGCCCACACUACACUCUGGCAUCAACAGUUUGGUGCUCCUGAUGGCUGCAGGUCAUCAAUACGACACAUCUGCUGAGCUGCGCAAAAUCGGUGUAACAAUAAGCAGUCUACUGGGCAGGAAAGGGAGUUUGGAGAAGAUGCAGAACUACUGGGAUGUCGGUUUCUACCUUGGAGCGAGCAUCCUCACCAAUGAACACAAGAAGGUCAUUGAAGCCUCUGAGAAGCUUUAUCGACUCAAGGCGCCAAUUUGGUUUGUGGCUUCAAUCAUGGAGACAUUCAUCCUGUACAAACAGUUUGCCAAACCUCCGGAGGUCAGACAUCCAAAGCAGGAGACGGUGGACUUCUGGAUGGAGCUGAUGGUCCAGACCUGCAAACCCACAGUGUCCACCGCCCGCUGCCCUGUUCUAAUUCUGGAGCCCAGUAAGGUGUUCCAGCCCACCAUCGUCAGCGUGAGCGAAGAGGACGACAGCCGCACCGUGCAGUUGCAGCAUGUCACCCCCAUGACGAAAGGUCUCCACGAAUGGACUUUCCCAGCCUCUGAUAUCAGGGGAGUAAGUGUUUCCAAGUUCGACGAGCGGAGUUGUUUCCUCUAUGUUCACUACAACUCGGAUGACUUCCAGCUGUGUUUUCCCAGCGACGCACAUUGUAAAGGGUUCUGUGAGCUGGUGAACUCGCUGCGGCAGCAGGCCAUCGCACCUGUGGAGGAGCCGUGCCCACUGAGCAGAGGCGUGUUAGAGUACAUCUAUGAGACGAGUGAAAAUGGUGGUAAAGUGGUUCUGGGCAAAGGGACAUAUGGCGUUGUGUAUGCUGGCAGAGACCUGAGCAACCAGGUGCGCAUCGCCAUUAAAGAGAUCCCUGAAAAGGACAGCACUUAUUCUCAGCCCCUGCAUGAGGAGAUAGCCCUGCACAAGAGGCUGAAGCACAGGAACAUAGUGCAAUAUCUGGGCUCUGUCAGCGAAGACGGAUACAUCAAGAUAUUCAUGGAGGAGGUACCAGGAGGAAGCUUGUCCUCCCUCUUGCGGUCAAAGUGGGGGCCCCUGAAGGACAACGAGGCCACGGUAGUUUUCUACACCAAGCAGAUCCUGGAGGGGCUGAAGUACCUGCAUGAUAACCAGAUAGUGCACAGAGAUAUCAAGGGAGAUAAUGUCCUCAUUAACACAUACAGUGGAGUUCUGAAGAUCUCUGACUUUGGGACAUCCAAACGGCUCGCUGGAAUUAACCCCUGCACAGAAACAUUUACAGGAACCCUACAGUACAUGGCUCCAGAGAUCAUAGACCAGGGACCCCGGGGCUACGGCAAGCCAGCUGACAUCUGGUCCUUGGGCUGCACCAUUAUUGAGAUGGCCACAGGGAAACCCCCCUUUCAUGAGCUGGGCAGUCCGCAGGCCGCCAUGUUUAAGGUCGGUAUGUUUAAGAUCCACCCGAACGUGCCAGAGUGCAUGUCUGACGAGGCCAAAGGUUUCAUCAUGAGCUGCUUCAAGCCAGAACCAGACAAGCGAGCCGAGGCCUCAGAGCUCCUGAAGGACACCUUCCUCAAGGUCAGCCACCGCAAGAGAACCAAACAGGAGGCCAUCCAGAGGGAGACCACAGUAGCAGACUACCACAGGAGUAUGUCCGUACCCAUCACGGUGCACGUGGAGGAUGUGGACGCAGAGCCCUUUGAUCUGUCCUGCUCUUUGGACAUGCGGCGGACCAUGUCAGUCCUCAGGAUGGACGACAUCGCAGAGAGCCCACCCAGCACCAUCGGAUUCCUCCCGGUGCCGGAGGAGCCGUCGGGCGAUCUGAUUAGCCCGUCCGGUACGGGAGAGAACCUGGGUCUGUUCCUACUGCGGAAGGACAGUGAGAGGAGGGCCACUCUGCACCGGGUGCUGACGGAGUACAUCGACAGGGUGGUGCUCUACGUACAGGACACACUGCCCAAGUCUGACCAUCAAUCCCUCACUGCGGAGCACAUCUCUGAGCUGAUUGGCUGUUUGAGGGAGAACAUCCGUUCACCCGACAAGAAGCACCUGACCAACAGCCUGUUGAAGCUGCGCAGCACCCUGCUCAAUGAUGCAGUACCACUCAACAACCUGCAGACGGUGCUCUUCAGCUUCCAGGAUGCUGUGAAGAAGGUGUUGCGGCAGCAGCAGGUGAAGCCCCACUGGAUGUUUGCCCUUGACAACCUCCUGAGACAGGCGGUGCAGGAUGCCAUCACUGUGCUCCUACCAGAGCUGAAGCUGCAACUGCAGUCCUCCUUCGAGGCGGACGAGCGAAGCGAAUCCCCUGAGGCGGAGACCCAGACCCCCACCAACACAAACGCCCAGCAGGACCUCCCGGGCUCCCCAGUGCCCCAGGAUGAGGAGCAGCCCGCGGGGGAGAACACGACCAGCGCCUGCCUCCUCACCAAGCUCCAGGAUGGCAGCUCUCCUCUGGCCAGAGAACUCAGCCAGCUCAGGCUGGAGACCAGGAGACUGCUGACCCUGCUGAGUGAGAAGGAGCGGGAGUAUCAGGAGCUCCUCAGGGACACAGUGGAGAAUAAACAGAAGCAGAUUGAUACCAUCAGAGAUGGCCAAACGGCACCCUCCUCAGAGAAAAGUUCUGAGAACAGCGGACUUGUGCGCUGGUUGAAAUGCAUUCCUGUGGACCAGGACAGCAUAGAUACUCUUGUGUCUCACAAGUUCACAUUGGAUAGUCUGCUCCAAAUAGCCUCCAGAGAUGACCUCAAGUAUUGCAACUUAAAGGGGGGCAUGCUGUGUCGGAUCUGGGCUGCCGUGUCCAAACAAAGACGGUCUCGCCUCAGCACCCACGUUGAGGAGGACGACACCAUCCUCUGAACACCAGCGUCUACACUACGUCCUGCAGUGUCUCUGUGGGUGGUGCUCGCACAUCUACAUGCUUCUUGGCUGGUCCAGAAAGAAUGAUAUGGGUCUGUUAAAAGAAAACAAACACUGGGUCUCCUUUAUGAGGAUGAAACCCUUCUCUAAACAGUGUCCACACCAGGGCCUAGGUGAUGGUUUUCUGUAUGUUUAUUGGCCGGUCUAGUAACAAUGACAUGGUUCUGUUAAAAGAAACAAACAAAAACACUCUGGGUCUCUUUCAUGAAUCAGAAUGAUUCAUUUUGUAUAAAUUGUUGGGGGGGGGGGGGGGGAAUCCCUUUUGUAUUUGUGAGUGAAUGUGAUCUGGAUCUUCAGUGAGGGUCAUAGUUGAAAAUGGUCCUUGGAAAUAUCUGAAGCCCCCUCACUAGAUGAAAAUCUACCCGUGCUUUAACCGUCUGUGUUCAGAUACGUUCACCCGAGUGACCUGCGGACUUACCGGUAGUACUAAAGGGCUGGUAGUGUAGACCCAGGUGAUUUUCAAGGUAAAAAGACAUUGUGUGGACAUAUACAGCCAGCCCGUUUGAUUCCCGGAUCAUGUCAGGAGUCCAGUGCAUGUGUGAAAGGGACUAUAGUAAACUUAACCAGACUUUUUGAUUGAAACUCUAUAAGGAACACUGCAUGAAGAGGGAUAUUCAUAUGUAUAUGUCUAACUUUUUCAAAGAAUGUGCUCUUACAUUUCUGAAGUUUGUAAAUUGGAGUAAGAACAAUGUCUCUUUACUGUUAGUGGUCAUGUCUGAUUUCACACACACACACACACACACACACACACACACAAACACACACACACACACACACACUCAAGCACUCAAGCACUCAAGCAUUUUGUUGUUGAUAUUGUCAAUUGUGUCUUUUCAGUAUCAAGUACGGUAAUAAUUCAUGACUUUUUAUUUACAAAAAAAACUCUUCCUCAUUUUUUUAAUUGUAAUUAUGUUUUUCACAAUAUUUUUUGUAUAGAAUGUUUUGGGGGAUGAGAUUUAUACUGUUUUAGUUGUUUUAUUGUAAUGUAGAUUUCUAUGCAAGCUGUGACACACAAAAGGGAUUUUAAGCAUUCACUGUGUGUGGAUGUAUAUUAAAUAAACUCAUGGUAUGGUAGGAUUUGGAAUUUCAGUCAUGUAUCUGUAAAACCAAUGACCUAUAGACACAAAAAAGUGCAGUAGUUGCACAGCAACUGCAACAGUCAUGGAACAUUGUAAUAUUUAUAAACAGAUGUGCCUAGAUCAUGGAUAAGGAUGUACUUUGGAUGUAGAUUUUAUAUUCUAGGGCUUUAUCACAUAACCAUCAAUUGUGUUGCUGAUUGUUAUUUGACAAAUUUGUUAUUUUUGAUAGUGAUAUAGAUGACCUGGAUGUCAGACAUAUUUGUAUUAUAUAACAAGUAGUUGCCACAUCAAAAUCACAGCAUUCAGAGGAUCUGCUGUGUGGUUGGUCUGGUGCAAAAACCAAGUGGGUGGGUAACAGAUGUGUCAUAUUAGUGAUGUGUGAGGUUGUUUUUGUUCUGCAAUGUUUGGGAAUUAAAUUGUCCCUUUC
Messenger RNA from Alosa sapidissima (American shad), 5661 nucleotides. RefSeq names its product mitogen-activated protein kinase kinase kinase 5. Bases 145 to 4095 code for a protein of 1316 amino acids. Gene Ontology annotation, biological process: cellular response to stress; protein phosphorylation; MAPK cascade. Gene Ontology annotation, molecular function: ATP binding; MAP kinase kinase kinase activity. The record is from RefSeq and is a predicted model, not a curated record. Lineage: Eukaryota; Metazoa; Chordata; Actinopteri; Clupeiformes; Clupeidae. The transcript is spliced from 28 exons.